AUGAGCAGCUUGGUGGAGCGACUUCGGGCAAGGACAGAGAGGAGGCGACUAUACGCCGAGGACGACUCGGAUGACGACGAUGUCUUCAUGGAGGCCGGAGGCCGCUCUGGUCCUGUUUCCGCUCCCGAGAAGUACGAACGUAUUGUCAGGGCUGACGCGGUAUGUUUAGGCAGUUAGGGCCACGAUUUAAAUUUCCUUCGGUGUUUCUAUUUUUAUUUUUGGAUAUGGUUAAUGUGUUUGAAAUUUGUCGUGAAUCAUGGCAGUCGAGCUCUCCAAUGGUGUUCACGUCUUUUUAUUUGAAGCCACCAGCUCUUUAGACGGGAAUCGCUGAUAAGCUUUGAAUUCGCAUUAUUUUGAUCUGUGGCGCAUGGACAUGCAUAUUUUGAAUUAAAAAUAUAUUUUAAUUGAUACUUCUUGUUAUUUUCUGUAGCAACGGAUAUUUGAACCAAAGUUCACUGACAAACGCUGUGGAUUUUAACUGGAGAAUGUCUAAUGCAUGGUUUUGGUGGUAAUCGGCGUGGUUUCCAGUAUUUUUGUUAGAGUUGGCGACUGCGUCGAAACUUAUUCCCCGUUUUGGUUGACAUUCUCCCUUAGAACUUUUUUUGCAGUAUCGAGAGAGUUUCCCUACAUUCAGAAGGCUAAAUAAAGCCUUAUUAUAACGCUGGUGGCUGGGGUGUUUCUGGAGAGAAUUACUUACUUCACUAGCAGCCAAUGUCAAUCCCUGCCAUGGCUUGCCCCUACCUAAUAUAGGCCCAUGAUACCUUAUCGCAGUCCUCAUUUGUUUCUGGGUUCUUUCUCCCUUUGUCUAUUCUGACUAGAUCCAUCUACUGGAAUAUAAUUAACACCACAUCCAUUGAACUAAGGGCUAAACAGAUCAUCCUACCUAACGUUUGUAAAAAGUAAAAUUCUAUUUUGCCCCAUACAGAUUGAAUAUGGCUUCUAUGGUCAUUCCGCUUCAAGGAUGCUUUCUGAAAGAAAAAGACCUUACUAAUGCAUCGGUGUUGUUUAUAUCAACUCUCUCUCUCUCUCUCUCUCUCUCUCUCUCUCUCUCUCUCAUGCAACACACAUAAUAUCGUUAACAUUAAGGGCCAUGCUCCCAUUUGGCUGGAACGAAAAACUUUGAUGUCCACUUCUUCCAUCUCUUGUUCUUUUCAAAUGCAGAUUUCACACGUUUUCCGGCGUGUAAUGAGGAAAUGGCUGACAUCUAACAAAAAUAAGUUGCUCUUGCAUGGAUUUAGCCCUUCAAUCCGUAGAGACUUCCAUUUCAAGUGACAAAGCUUAAUGCUGUGACGUAAUUAAGACGGAAUAUCUAUGUGAAAUACAAGGAAACGAUGAAACUUCAAAUUUUCACCUGAUAUAUUCACAUGGUUGUUUCAGAGAAGAAAAAAAGAAAUAUAAUAAGAAAAUGAGACCAUUUUCUGGAUCUGGAUUGAACUAUAUGUUGUAUUAUCUGCAGACGAAAAACAUUUGUUAUUGGGAUUAAGACCUGCAUGUGACAUAAUAGAAGAAUUUACCUAAGUGGAAACUAGAAAGUACUAUCACAUGAAUGUCCUCAUUUUAUAGGUAAAGUCUAUGAUAUGCUAUCACUGAAAGAAUGCUAGGCUGAUUGAAGAUCAAAGUCCUGGUGGCUCUCUUGCAUGUUAGUUGGCGUGAUUUUUUGCCUAUCCGAUCUCUACCUGAAUGAAUUCCUGUUUGUAUGUUCAGAGAGACGAACUAUGUCACGCAUGUGGAGAAGGUGGGAAGCUUAUCAACUGUGAAACUUGCACCUAUGCUUAUCAUCUAAAGUGUACACUUCCUCCUAUGAAAGUGGCUCCUUCUGGCAACUGGAAAUGCCCUGAAUGCGUAUUACAUGCGAACUCUGUCAUUUUCAUUUUUGCUUCUGAAUUUCUAGUAAUGCUGUUGACUUCAAAUUUCUGCUUUUUCAGGCGAGCCCCCUGAAUGAAAUUGAGAAGAUUUUAGAUUGUGAGAUGCGUCCAACUGAAGUAGAGAGAAGUGAUGCUUCAAAACCAACCUCUAAGCAGAAGUUUGUCAAGCAGUACCUUGUCAAAUGGAAGGGAAUGUCUUAUCUUCAUUGCACAUGGUAGUUGUUGGAUCUAAUCCUUCCUCAUUCUUAAUAUCUAAUCCUGACUCUCAAAAAAAAUCUGAAUGCUUGUGGCUCACUUGGAAAUUAUCUGUAUUUGUUUGUUCAAAGAAUCUGGAUCAUUCUUCACAAUCAUUUUAAUAAUAUAGUUAAUGUACCCUAGUUCUUUUGAGAUGCUCAUAUUCAUCAGACUCGGAGUUAUUUAUUUGCUUCAUUUACUUAACGUUACUUUGUUCUGAAUUUCAACUUUGUUCACAACUUCUCAGGGUAUCAGAGAAGGAUUUUCUAAAAGCUUUCAAGGAGUAUCCUCGACUAAAAACCAAAGUCAAUAAUUUCAAACGUCAAAUGGACUCACUGACGAACUCUGAGGAUGAAUGGAUUGCGAUUCGGCCCGAAUGGACUACAGUUGAUAGAAUAAUUGCAAGCAGGUUUACAAUUUUGUUACUGUCACACAUUGUGUCUAUGCCUUGUGAAUAAUAAACUAUGCUGUAAUUUAGCAUUUCAGAUUUCUUUGGAAUCAUUAUAUAUUUGGUAGAUUAAUUGUCCUUUUGUUUGAGAUUGAAAGACAAUGGCUUGUUACGAUUCUUCUAUUUUCAAUUUCUGAUGUCACUAUGAUAGACUAAAUGCCUGAAUGUUUGACAUUCAAUGAAAAAAUUGUUAAAUCAUUUGCUGAUUAUGCUUGUCAGGUCAACUGAAUAUUUUGUGGUAUCCUAACAACUUUAAAAUUAAUGAGUUAACUUAUAGCCUAGAUUUUAAUUUUCAGAUGAUUUAUUCUGAUGUCAAUUGUUUAGCGUUUCAGUUGAAACAACCUAAUUUGAACAUUUAAUGAUUGUUUGCUCAUUCAAAUUUGUGAACUGAUUUAUGAUGAUGUUGGAGUUCCUUCUUAUGUGAGUGAUGUACAAUGAUUGGAAGAGUUUCUCGGAGGUGUAUUACUUUUGGGUUGCGAGUCAGAUGGAAGUUGAGAGUCAGCUAGGCCUGAUUUAAUGGAGACAUUGAUUGGAUUGGCCAGAUGAGCCAUUCUUUAAGAACCUAGAUCAAAGUAUCAUGAUAAAUGUAAAUAUAUGUCAAAAAUAUAACAAUAGUUAGGUUUACAUAAAUAAUUAUUAGAAGAUAAAAAUGAAAAAUGAUAAAGUAUUUCCUGAAAGUGAUUAAUUCCACGUAAUCAUUGAAUGGAAAUCCUAUUCCAAAUGGCACAUGCCGUUCUAACUUAAAGCUUUUGUAAUCAGGAAGAGCUUUAUUCCUCAAUCUUGAGAGGGUUGGCGACCUAAUAUGGUCUAUGUAGAUGCUAAAAUAAUAUGCGCAGUCUCAUUGUGAGAUGAAAACUCUCAUACUUAAGUCUUGUUCAAGUUAAUGCGUAUGUACUGGUUCAUUGUCGAUGUAAGGAAAGAGAUGGCCGGUAGAGGGGGGAAGGAUUGGUGGAAGCAGAAGAUGGAACAUAAUCAAAAUAGACCAACUGACAUCACAGGGCAAUGACCCUUAGCAGUGGGCAAAAUAACUAUUGAUGGCUGCAACAAGUAGUGGUUUUGCUUUAUUUUCUUCAUAUUAUCCUCGGUUUCCUUUUAUUCAUCUGUUGCCUUUUUUUCAAUUAGUAGACCAUGCAAUCAAUCCCUUACAUGAUCAGGGAUGCAGAUAUUUGAAGUGAUCCUUUUAAAUCUCUAAGCCUUUUUUGGGUCUGCAUUGUUCUCAUUAAGACAACUCAGACUGAUAUGUUCUGAGUCGACUAACCUAACCACACUUUCUUUUAGUUGUUGGGCAAUGUUAUUGAGAACUGAUGUUCUCUCCUCAUGGUGUAAGUAACUCAUAUUGAAAUACAAGCAUGGUCUUAUAUCAUUAGACAGUGUACUAGUUUUUCAGCCUUUCCAUCUCCGAUAUUUUUAUGCUCACAUAGAUGAGGCUACAAGUGCUAAAGAUCCGACAUUCUAUGGAUGAAGUUAUUUGGCUAAGAAGACACAGAGCGAAAGAACAGUUUGCAAGAUGUUAUUGAUAGUGGGAUGGAUGCGAAUGCAUGAUGUAACUUAACCUCCUUAACUGUCUGCUUUAGUCAAUUACGGUUCCUGAUUCUGCUUCAUCUCAUCUGGGGUUGAGAUACCCUACGACAGGGCGCAUUUUGUGCUCGAAAGUUUGAAUACUUUCAUUUGAAUGCAUUAUAUAUCACAUUUAUUAUUUGAAUGUAGUAUACAUCACAUUUAAUUAUGGAACAUGUCCUACUUCAGUGGGGUGGCCUUAGGAGUAAUAUGAAAACAAUGGUUGAAAGGAUAGCUUGGAUGUUCUACAUUUUAAUUAUCUCCUUCCUUGAAAAAGAGAUGUUUGUUUAUACAAUGACUCAUAGAUGUGUGGACCUAAAAAGAAAAUGUGGAAACUUUUUCUACAGUAUUCUACAGCAUAAUGAGUGACGAAAUUAUUUCAGGAGAAGAGGUGAUGAACGGGAAUAUUUUGUUAAAUGGAAAGAACUUCCGUAUGAUGAAUGUUCUUGGGAAUUCGAAUCGGAUAUUUCUGCCUUUCAGCCUCAAAUUGACAGAUAUAGCCUGAUUCAGUCAAAAGCAUCCAAGACAUUUACUAGGCACAAGAUUUCCACUCGCACUACCAAAGAAUUGAAACAGAAGCAGAAAGAAUUUCAACAAUACGAACAUAGUCCAACAUUUUUAUCUGGAGGUGCUUUUCUCUCAACAUUAUUUUGUGAUGUAUGGCCUUUUCAUGUCCUGUGGAUUUAGUUUGAGUUCCAUUCCGUAUUUUUGUAUUUGUUUCUUGUUUCUCGUGUAACAGUCAUGGUAUAUCCUUAUGAUUUUGCUCUGUUGAAGGCUCAUUGCAUCCCUAUCAACUGGAGGGUUUAAACUUUUUGCGGUAUUCAUGGUCCAAGAGUACACAUGUUAUCCUGGCAGAUGAGAUGGGCCUUGGUGAGCAUUUCCUUCUAUCUGUUACUGUACUGGUCAGUAUUUUAUAACCUUUGAUGGAGAGCAUGAAUGAUGCAGGAAAAACGAUACAGAGCAUUGCAUUCCUUGCUUCCCUCUUUGAGGAAAAUAUAUCUCCUCAUUUAGUAGUAGCACCUCUUUCUACGUUACGCAAUUGGGAACGUGAAUUUGCAACUUGGGCACCUCAGAUGAAUGUUGUAUGUGAUUUGAAUUUAAUUCCCAUUCAGGAAAUAAUUUCACGAAUCAUUCUUGGUGAUAAUAUUUCUGACUCGGGUUAAUUUGUCUGUAGGUAAUGUAUUUUGGGUCUUCUCAAGCUCGCUCUGUCAUCAGGGAGUACGAAUUUUUCUAUCCGCAGGAUAAAUUCAAAAAGAACAAGAAAAUGAAAUCUUCCAAAGAUCUGAAUGAGAAGAGGGAAAGGCAGACGAAAUUUGAUGUUCUUCUAACAUCUUAUGAAAUGAUUAACAUGGAUUCAACAUCCUUGAAACCAAUAAACUGGGAAUGUGUGGUAUGACCUCUACUUUAUUUAGUUUGGUAGAGAUAUAGUAGGCUGUAUGCAAUUUUUGUAUUAGACUGAAAUCUUGAAUUGGGUAUAGUGACCCGCUAUGAGUCUUCCAUUAUUCUCUUUCUUCUUCAUAUUAUCCUCUACUUUUUUGGCUGAAGAACAAAUCCCAUUUUCUCCAAAAUUUCUCCUGAUUUUCAAUAUAGGGUUGUUCUGAUUCAGUUGGCUGAUUCAAGUUUGAAUUGGUUUAUUCUGUCUUCCAUUCUAUUUGCAUAUACUAGUACUGAAGUGCUGAUCAUUUUUCAUAUAGAUUGUUGAUGAGGGUCAUCGGCUUAAGAACAAAGACUCAAAAUUAUUUUCUGCGCUGAAACUUUUUCCUUCCAAUCAUCGUGUGCUUUUAACGGGAACACCUCUUCAGGUUCGUACUCUUUCUUUGUUUUAUAGUUAUUUAAAAUCAGUUGUUUUGUAUCAUGUCCUUUUGCAUUGAUCCAAGGACAGUGAGACAGAUAGGAUCUGUGUCAUUUAACAGAGAUGCAUCAAUCCUUAAUUCUGUAGUAUGACGUACUCAAAUUUCAGUGCUCAUUAGGAAGAGAAGAUGGAGGUCUUCUCCCUUUUCCCUCCCUCCAUCCUCAAAGACCACCUUAGGAGGAAGGACCCUAUUCCACUGCUCGUCUUAUAUAUAUAUAUAUAUAUAUAUAUAUAUAUAUAUAUAUAUAUCAUUUGAAUGGAGACAAUUAGAAGAUUUCACUGACAGCCAGUUCGAAUUUUUUAUUUUAUUUAAAGAGGCAUUUUCUGAAUGGAGACUUUCAACUGGAAUGUGGAAAGCUAACCUCUAUGCGCAAAUUGUAUCAAUCCACCACAGUUUGUAUCUCAUGGCAUGAAAAUAUUUAUAUCUGUCUGGAAAUUAUUCGCUUUCAUAUGACAGUUCUGACACUCAGAAGGUCAUUCUUAUUCCUUAACUUCCACGGAUGUUAUACUAUCAGUUCUGACGUACUGUCCACUUUCCUUCGUACAAGUUUUCUUUUGAACUAACCGAAUAUAAGUAUUUCUUACAAUCGAAAUCUAUUGAGUUUGUCAUUACAUCCUCUUACUAUAUUGUUAUUUAGAUUGCAGGGAUAUUAUCUUUUAACAUCUUCGUUCAUUUUUAUUAUAUGGUUUCAGAACAAUCUGGAUGAGCUAUUCAUACUUAUGCACUUUCUCGAUGCGGGAAAGGUUAGUGCUAAUCCAUUUACUGUCCCUGUGAUGUUGCAACAUUCAGUUAUGGUAGAUGACUCCUAAUCGCAUAUCUAGAGCCGUGCUUCUUUUUUCUGUCUGGAGAUGGUUGAAUAUGAGAUGAAAGGAGCAAACUUAAACACAGUUGAUAUCCCUGCUUUCUUCAGUGAUUUUUAGAUUUCAUUAGAGAUCAUCACUCAAAGCCUGCUAUGUCCGAAAGGCUUUGUUGAAUUAUCUAUGAUCCCUUGAAAGUACUGUCUGAGUAAGGGAGAAGUUUAUUAGCAGUCAUAUGGUGCCAGCUUCGUUAACCGUACCGAAUGCUAGUUAUUCAGAUUUUUUUCAGUAUGUGUACUGUGCUUGACUCUGUAUAUUUCACAAGGUUGUACUUGAAUUGGGCCUUUCAGCGAAAUAGAAAAAAAACUUUUUUAUCCGUGCAUGUUUUCCUUGUUUAUCAGACCUUUUUCUGAUCCUUAUUCUCUGAUCCCUGUUAAAUAUGCUUCUAGUUUUCGAGUUUGGAAGAUUUCCAGAAGGAAUUUAAGGACAUUAACCAGGAGGAGCAAGUUGCAAGGCUUCAUAAAAUGCUAGCUCCACAUCUGCUUCGACGUAUGUUCUCAUCAGUACUUCUUUAGUUCCAUUAAAUGCUAUUUUACGUGGAAACUUUGUUUCUACAUGGGAAUAGCUAAGUGAUUUAAUAUGUCUUAGUUAUUUACUGCUUUCACAUUUAUACUUCCGUUCUUUUCUUUCUUUGCGCAAUAUUUUUCUGUAUUUCCAUUACCUGUCCAAAGUGCACUUUCUUUGCGAAAACUAGAGGUCGUUUGUCAAAUUGCCAGGUGUUAUGGUCCUCUUUUUGAAUUUCCUCUCGAUUGCAAUCUGAUUAUACUUGUUGUCUUCUAGGAAUACUUCUUAAAAUUUGAUGCGACAUUGAGGUCAUACCUAGCAGACAAUCUGAUUAUACUUGUUGUCUUCUAGGAAUACUUCUUAAAAUUUGAUGUGACAUUGAGGGUCAUACCUAGCAGACAAUCUGAUUAUACUCUUUUCAAAAUGCUGCACAUUGCUUCGUUACUAAGUAUUUUAUAACAUGUACAGGGGUAAAGAAGGAUGUCAUGAAGGAUCUCCCUCCGAAAAAAGAACUAAUUUUGCGUGUUGAAUUAAGCAGUAAACAGAAAGAAUAUUAUAAGGCCAUUCUUACUCGCAACUACCAGAUUUUAACCCGGCGUAGUGGUGCGCAGGUAACCUUUUGCUCUUCUAGUGAAACAAGUUUUGUUGUUGGGUAUGUAUUUAAGCAGAGUAUUACUCCAUUUAGAUUUCUCUUAUCAACGUGGUGAUGGAAUUGCGCAAGCUUUGUUGUCAUGCAUAUAUGAUAGAAGGAGUUGAGCCUGAAGUAGAGCCUGAAGAUGUCAAUGAAGGAUUGAGGUAAGUUGAUUUAAUUUGGUGUUUUACUCUAUUGUUGGUUGAUCUGGUUUGGCAUGUUAACAGUGAGUCUGGUUUGACAUGUUGAAUAUUCACAAUCCAUUUGAGGGUCUCUGAUGUACACAUCGACGAUCCAGGUUGAGAAACAACUUGGUAAAAAGUGAUAUAAUUCAUUAUUUAUUAUUAACAUUUAUGUUUUUUUUAUCUUCUCCAAUUUUAAUUCAUGUAUCAUGUUUAAGUUGAUGAUAUCUCUAGAUAUGUAAAUAGCUGUGUAGAUCCUGAAAUUAAGGUGAUUCACUAUUUGUAUUUUAUGGCAGGCAACUCCUAGAAUUUUCUGGGAAGAUGCUGUUGUUGGAUAAGAUGAUGGUAAAACUGAAAGAACAAGGCCAUAGGGUGCUUAUUUAUUCACAGUUUCAGCAUAUGCUGGACUUACUAGAAGAUUACUUAAAUUACAAGGUAUGGAAUUCAGUGUAGUCAUUUGCGUCUAAUUUUAGCGGGAAUGUGUUUGAGUUGUGUGAUCUUGUAUGUCGCCAUUGUAGGAUAGAGAAUUUUAAUGGGCCUGUUGAUUGACACUAUUUUUACUUUUUUAAAGAAAUGGAGCUAUGAGCGCAUUGAUGGAAAGAUUAAUGGAGCAGAAAGACAAAUUCGUAUUGACCGCUUUAAUGCCAAGAACUCAACUCGGUUUUGUUUCUUGUUGUCUACCCGUGCUGGGGGAUUGGGCAUAAAUCUAGCGACUGCAGAUACUGUUAUCAUAUAUGAUAGGUGGAAUUCUGAUUUUUUUUCUUUUUUUACACUCAAAAGGCGCUUCAGUUGUUAUUCCUUUUUUCUUUGAUUUCUAUUUAUUGGUGGAUCCUUUUCUCCUGUGCAGCGAUUGGAAUCCUCAUGCAGAUUUACAAGCAAUGGCUAGGGCACAUCGACUAGGCCAGACUAACAAGGUUAGGUGGCUUGUAGUACAUCUUGACAAGGGGAAUAAGACUCUCAUCACAGGUCAAUGACUCGGUGUCCUGAUUUCUUGCUACAGGUGAUGAUUUUUAGGCUUAUUACGCGGGAUACUAUUGAAGAAAGAAUGAUGCAGUUGACUAAGAAGAAGAUGAUUUUAGAACAUCUGGUGGUUGGGCGACUGAAGGCGCAAACUGUGAACCAAGUAUUGCUUUAUUAUAUAUUCAAUAAGCGAAUACAUCGGUCGUUUAAGCGCGAUUCAUGCCAUUCUAUUUAAAUGAGAAUCUAGAGUGUGUUGAUUCGUACAAAUUGACUAAUCAAUUACACUUCUCUUAAGUAUAUUUCCCACUCCAAAGAGUAGUGUGGAUUGGCUUAGUUGAAUUCUUUUAGUUUAAAAUUUUGGAAAUCUAUCUCAAGUGUUAGCUGUUUUGACAAGAGUCAUUUAUGUGGUUGACAUAUGGUAAACAUCAGUGUUAUUUGGAAAAUGUGGAUGAUAUUUAAUCUGCCACCAUGAUUUUAAAAAUAACUUGAAGUAUGAAGGUUCCCAACCGCUGUAAUGACAAUAUUGUUAACACUUGGUUUGCAUAACUCUAGGAAGAGUUGGAUGACAUAAUCAGAUAUGGAUCAAAGGAGUUAUUUGCUGAUGAGAAUGAUGAAGCUGGGAAAGCACGCCAGAUUCACUACGAUGAUGCAGCAAUUGAAAGGUAUGGUUAUGUCAGUAAUAUUCCAUUUCAAAGUCAUUCUUUGCCUCGUAUUUCGCUAAAUCCAAAUUCUAUUUUUUUAAUCUUUGAUAGACUACUUAAUCGUGAACUACUUGAGGGUGAUGGAUCCGCUGUUGACGAUGAGGAGGAUGAUGAUUUUCUCAAGGCAUUUAAGGUUCUGUUUUCACUUAAUCCGUUUGAUGGACGGUAUUAUUUUAUCUAUGUUUCUCUAUCUCUCCCUUUUUGUGUCCAGUUAUUAUUGUGGUUUCGUUACCUGGUAUUGGAUUUUCCUAUGUCAUAUGUGUUGGCUAUCUCUUCCUUAGGCCUAUAGAUACUGGCACUGAACUACUCAUUUCUUUGCUUCUUUUGUCCAUAUAUCUGACGGUUCAACUUAGAACCGUCAUCUUAAUGACGUGCAAGUUUAUUACCUAGAGGUGUUUAAACAAAUUGGAGUGACUGCUUGAAAAUUUCUCAAUUAAGGCUUUUCCGAAUGUAGAUGUCUCUGAAUAACGUUGUGGAAAUGGGUCGACUAAGUCUCAUGUCCUUGUAGCCUGUAUUCUCAAUUGAAUGCAUAACAUCAGCCUUGGUUUCCAACUGUGAAGGUUGUAGUUGAUUCUUGCAAUUUAUCUGCCAUAGCAAUGAGUUUUCGAAAGUUAAUCAUCAUGUUGGUUGUGAUAAAGAGGAGUUUCUAAUUGCAUAGAUUGUGCUGCAAUUUGGAUACAUCUUCCUUGUCUUUGGUUGGUAUAUUUAAACUUACUCACAUAAAUGUUUUGAUAGGUAGCAAAUUUUGAGUACAUAGAUGAAGUGGAAGCUGCAGCUGCAAAGGAAGAGGAAGAACGAAGGCGAUCUAGUUUGAACAAGGCUUCUGAUUCCAAUGUAGAAAGAGCAAAUUACUGGGAUGAAUUGCUCAAGGACAAAUAUGAAAUGCAUCAAAUUGACGAGCUUUCUUCCCUCGGCAAGGGAAAAAGAAGCAGGAAACAAGUAAAUCUUCUAGUUUCUUUCUUGUCAUUAUCAAUAUAUUUUGAGUUUGUUUCGUUGUGAGUAAGUGAAGUUAGCUACUAUGGUUAGUUUAUUUUAGGUCUGUGAACUUAGCUAUCAAUAUAUUUUGAGUUUGCUUCCUAUGUUAGAGCUGCAACCUAUACAUUUUUCUUGUAUCUGUUGUAUGCUUCAAUUUUGUGUCUAUCUGUAGAAUAAAGUCAUACGAAUUGGAGGAAACCGAUUUCAAGGAAAAAUUGUUGCCAAAGAGAUGCCUGAAGUUAGGAACUGUUGAAACAAGAAAACUUUAGUUAGGGAUUGUAGAGUUGAACAUUAGAGCAGUCUUGGGAGGCUCAUUCGGAAUCGUCUCCCAUUUUUUGUGCUUGCAUAUGUGAUCACAAAAUAUGUUUUGCUCUUAUAUUUUUAUUGUAGUUAUUUUGAUCGGGUAUGAUUAUAAUCGUUUUAUUUUGAUUAUCCGCUGCACCUCCUGUGCUUGAUGGUACUUUUAUUACUCUUGAACAGUUGAUAGACCACAUUUCUUUUGCCAUUAGCUUUUCUGGGAGAAUGUGGUUGCUCGUUCAUUGGUGGAAGAUUGUUUGAAGAAAUUAAAAAAAUGCAAGGAAACGGCAUGCAUUUCAUGCAGUCUGAUUGAUUAUCUCGCUUUAAAAAAUUGAUAAUAUCUGUAAAAACAUUGACGUUAGAUUUGGAGGAAGUAUAUCCAGAUUGUAUGCUACACCGUUAGGGAAACGACCUUCUGAAAUGGGUGAAUAUGUUUUUUUUUUAUUAUUAUAGUUGGGCACACAGAAAGGAGCUUCUGCGGGAACUAUAUGAGCUUCCAAAUCCAUUAGAACUAAUUCAUUCUUUUGAUUGCAUUAUUAAUUAUCAUGUUUACCUUUUGAUAGAAAAUGUUUCACACUUUCAUUGAACGAGUUAUUUCCUUCAAUUUCUAUUGUCAUUGAUUUUUUUUCUUUAUUUUUCCAUUUUAUUUUAUUUAUUUAGAUGGCAGCUGCGGAAGAUGAUGACCUCGCUGGACUCGAAGAUGUUAGUUCUGAAGAUGAGGACUAUAAAUACGAAGAUGAUGUGUCGGAUGUUGAUGCUGAUGCAUCUGGCAGUUCAUCCGCAAGAAGGGCAUACUUACUCAAGAAAAAAGCUCGCUGUAGUUUAUUUUCUUUCCCUUGACAGUUCAUAUCAUUUUUUUUAGUGAUGAUUCUGUUUCUGAUUACUCCUGUUCCCUCACAACUGUCAAAUUUUCAUUUCAGUGGAUAAUUCAGAUCCACUUCCGUUGAUGGAGGGAGAGGGAAAGGGUUUCAGAGUUCUGGGGUUCAAUCAAGGACAAAGGGCUGCUUUUGUUCAGAUCUUAAUGAGGUGCAUUAUUGGAAACACUUAUUAGCUAGUCUUUUGGUUAUUCAAUAGAAGUAUGUUUUUUUUCUGGUGGUUGUUUUGGUUUAUCUAAAUGCUCUCAUUACUUUCUAAUGUUCCAUUCUACAAUGUGGCUGUCUGAAGUAAAUUGUUAUCUCAGGAUCAAUGGCCGAGCCAGAGCAUUUAUUUUACCUUUGGGAAAAGUUGCAAAUGCCAGAUAUUGUAGUUAUUUUUGUCACCCUUUCCAGUUUCAGGUUUCUCUGUCUAUAUUUUUCUGUAUUUGUUCUAUUUGUUAAAAUCUUUGAGUGCUAAAUAAAAAAAAUUGAAGAUUGAGGCAAAGAGUUCAUUUUCUCUGGUUGAUCCAAAGUUACUGUUGUGAAAGUUGUGCUGAAACUAGGUGGAAAUUCUUCUCAUGGGGAGAGAUGCAAGUAGCUCUCUCAUUUUCAAUAACUACAUAGUUGGAAUGCAGGGGCUGCCUCUCUGAUGUGUGAUUGUUUAGAGUUGGCUGGAGAUCUAAUCUCUUACUGUAGUUUGCUGUUUUUGAGAGAUGUUUUUGUUGUGUCUAUGGCAUGUUUAGUCUCGUGUUCUUAUUAGUUGGUGCUUACACUUGAGGUUCAUUUGAACUAAAGCUAUUUCCACCCUGCAGGAGAGGGUGGAAAUAACUACCUUCCUUCAUUCAACCUUUAGGUUUAUGGGAGCAAUCGGACUAGCAUUCCAUCAAGGUCAUGUGAACGAUGGUAGUUUAUGCUUGAUCUACGUAUGGCUGUGGGGCAGAAGCAUUCUCAUUUUUUAUACAAGUGUAUCCUGAUCCCUUUCUCUAGUGGUUAGCAUUUUUAUAUUAUGGCAGUCUGGGAAUUGCCUUCUGUUCUGGAAAGAAUAUUAUUUAUUGGGUCAUUGAUCGGGGUUGACCAUGUAUCAAAUGUGAUGGCUUUGACUCCCCUAACAAUGGACGUACCGUAUGGAUGGAGGUAAGAAUCAGAUUUUUUCUAAGGUUGAAUAUCCACCUUAGUUAUCAAAUUCAAGACGAUGAGCCACGGCAGUAUUAAGGAAGAUCCAAGAAAUAAGAGACAGAAAAGCAAUUAGAAUCUAGUGUUCUUCAUACCCUGAAUGAACAGCAGAAAAUUUUCGCAAAAUUUCCUAUUUUUUUUCCUUCUGACCAGUCAGAUGGUCUAGUCUUUGUGGUGCAUCCUCUAUGAGAUGUGGAGUUUCUAAUCUGUUGAAUUUCACGAUUUAUUCUGCACUUCCUCCUCACGAUUUCAAGGAGUACUGAGUUUCUAUUUGUGGAUCUUCUUUUCUGAAUGUGGGAUGAGGUCGCCAUUAUGGACAUUUUGGAUGGUCUUCUUUGAGGUGGGAUAAGAAUGGCCUAUGCAGACAAAUGACGAUAUUUUGCGGUAUUAUUCUAUGCAAUUGUUUGUUCUAUUUGGGAAGCGGAGAGAGGUUUUCCAGCUGGGAGAUGGAUAUUUUAAUGGAGUGGGGGGCCAACAGCUUUUUUUAUGAUCUCUUAAAGUGCGGACUAUCUUUUAUAUGGAAGUUGGACAUCACAACCACAACAAAGACGUCUAUCAUGGUUGGGUUGCAGUCACGUUGGAUGUUUUAGGUUUUUACGUAGAACUACUGACAAUCUGAUAGUACUAUGUAUAUUAGCGGAUACUAGGGUGUCAUUUGCAUGUUUGUUUGAUCUGGUACUUUAUCUUUACGCCAAUCUUCAACGCGUUUUGUUCUUCAAUUCACUUUCCAAUUUGUACUUGUAUCCCUUCUUAUCUUCGUUUUGUCUUGUAGGUUUGGUUUUGGGGAAUUUGAUUGGAGCGAGUUUCUUCCCCGAAUGAAAGGAAAGAGCCUUGGAGAAAUUAAAGAGUACGAAUUUGAGGAACACAAAAUAUGUUCUUUUGUUUUUCAAUCAGUUGAGAUUCACAUAUUUAUUGAAAAUAAAGUCUAUCCUUUACUCCCGCCAAAUUUAAGGGUUGAACUGACAGUAAUAACGAACAUUUUGACUUGCUCUUGAGUAGUUUAUGAUAUUUCAUAGACAUCAGUUUGGUGGUUCUUUUUUGUUAGGAAUGUAGCUUGCCCUUGUCUUCUUACCAGGCUUGAAAUUAUUAUUUGUCUUGACUAGUAAACUAGUGAGGAUUUGAAUGCUGUUUACUAUGCAGUACGUUGGCGAUCAAGAACCAUAAAACUUUAGAAUAAUUUAAACCUGUCUCUCGAAAAAACAAAAAAGCUCCCAUACAAGAAAAACCGCGGCUGGUUUGUGAAUAGUACUUGCGUGCAUCUCAGUGCCCAGUGAUUCUCAAAGAAUUCUAUGUUAUCUUUUGCCAGUGGGACCUUCUUUUUGCCGCUUGAUUUAAGUGAUAAUAUAUGGAAGUCGCAAGGUCUUGCAUUAUCCUUAGAUCUAGAGAGACUAGAUUUUGUUUUAAGCGGGCGCGAUCAGUUAGGAUAAAUUUCAUUCUCUGUUCUUCAAGAAUUCAUCCAGAUAUGCUAUCUAGAAUCAACAACACACUAGUCACUUUCACCAUUGCACUGUCUUGUCACCGAAAUCCUUCACUGAAUUUGCUUCGAGGAUAUCUGCUAUCUUUCAAGCGCCAUGCAAACAUUAGCGUUCUUCAGGCUUAUUGAAUUGCCAUUUCCAAUCUGAACCGUCCAUUUUUAUAUUUGAGACAAGUACCACACUUGAUGAUUUCUACUUGGUCACCAUUAGUAAAUCAUGGCAAGGUUAACUGAUUGAUGUUUUCCCCCUUGCUUCUUAUUGGUAGGAUGAUGUAUGUAGGCUCCAUUGAAUACCGAGAGGAACUUAUAUGCAUUUUUGACUAACUACUCAGUUGAAUUGUCGCAUAUUGACUAUUACAAAGUAUCACAUUCUUUCACCACAUAUCCUAUCGUACAAGAAAACGGGUGUUUUUGACAGUUAUACGUGAAAGUAAGAACUGUCGUUUGCACGCAAGUUGUUUCAUGGUUUUUUUUUCUCACAGAUAUGGGAUGCUGUUUAUGUCUCACAUUGCUGAAGACAUGACUGAAUCACCUACAUUUUCAGGUUAGCUUGAUCUCAACAAACCAUAUAAUCGUAUCAUACUGAUUUUGAUUUUAUAUUGUUUUCAUUCUUUUUGUUUAGAUGGUGUCCCAAAAGAAGGGCUGAGAACUGAUGAGGUAUUAGUGAGGAUUGCAAGUUUGCAGUUGAUAAAGGACAAGGUAGACAUGACUUACCAAAAUCUAUUACGUCGAUACUGUCGUUAUUUGGGAAUCAAAUUUGUCUUUAUACUGUGUUUCAAGCGCAGAUUAUCCACGUAUAAUUCUUUCUUCAUCUAUCUUCCUGAUUGCUAAGCCAUCUCCAAUUUGAUUGUUCUCGAAUUUUCGUCCUUUAAGUCUCUUUUCCUGUGGUUUUCAUACCCUAUUUUACUUUUUUUUUUCUGUUUCAUCUGAUUCAAAAGUAAGAGCCGAUCUCUGUGGAAAUAUAUGCAUUAGUCUUCUGUAGGUCUAGGUAUGUUAAUAGUAAGAGGCGUGGCUAUGGAUAGUCAUCUGAGCAUUUGGUCCCUGAGAAAAGAAACUGAAAAGCAUGAUAAAAUGUGCAACGGCUGCAUGUAAAUUCAGUAAAAGGAUUGAAUAAUUGGCCAACUUGAAUCAAUAAGAAACUUAAAAAAGAUGAAAAACCAAGCCGGAUUCCUGGACUGGGUUGCAACUUUAGGCCAGUUCUGGAUUCGCUCGUAUCAGUUUUUUCUAUGAACCCCAUGUAAAACGUUAUCCAUGAACCCCAGCUGAUCCAUUUGCUCAUUAGGUAUUGAAACUGAAGCAAGCUUGCUUGCUUGAUUUGGGAGAUUAAGCGAGGAUCAACACAAUAGGCUCGGACAUUCUGAAUCCUAAGGAGCUAUGUUCUCGUUUGACUGUUCUACGUUUAUCACGCAAACGAUCAGAGAACCAUGUACACACCCAGCCCUUUGUGUGAGAAAGAUGAAAGAGCUGUUCAUUUCGUGUCUAAGAGGCUGUCAGGAGAGCUUAAGCACGAUCAAAAAUACCAUUUCUUACUUAUAGACAGGGCAAGUCUUUGGAUAUCUUUAUGAAGAGCCUCCAUGUACGUGUUUUCAUUCUCAAUAGAUGCUUUUGGCAAUUCUGUAUCUAUCCCAGAUUCCCAGGAGCACACCGUUCCAUACUUGGCCGUUCACCUUCCUAGUAUGGCCUAAGCUGUUCCCCUAUAGGACCUCUAUCGAAAUCCUCCAUAUCUCCAAACCUGCCGUUCUCAAAUCAAUGUUCUUCUGAAGCUUGCAGACGUAAUACGACCUGUGAAAAACAGUGGCUCUCUCACUCACCUGUGAAAAACAUAGGGUUAUCUCGCAUGACAUUGAUUAGCCCCCCCCGUGUGAAAAUAUUGAUGGGCUUUUAUCACAUAUGCGUCUGAUAGAUUAGAGAAAAUUUAAUUUUCUUGAAUUGAUUGGCUUGCUAUCUGCAUGAUAGCACUAGUCCAUUUAUUACGAUUUCUUUGUCGUGACAGGUGAACCUUGUAUCAGAAAAGCCUGGGAUUCCUCUUUUCUCACAAGAAAUAUUAUUGCGCUUUCCUGGGUUGACUGGGAGAGUAUGGAAGGAGACACACGACUUGUUGUUGUUGAGAGCUAUUUUAAAGUACGUCCUCUCAAAGUUUCUUUUUUUUUUAUUUUUUAUUUUGUGUGAUCAAAUAAGCAGCCUUGGUAUUUCAUAGACAUUGAACACUCUUUUCUUUCUUUGCAGUACUUGAGCUUUACAUUCCAUGUUGAGAACGUAACAUUAAAAUAGGAAUAAUGAAACAGUGGUGUAGAUUUAUCUGUGAUAAAAAUGCAUUGAGAAAUAUAAUAUAUAUAUAUAUUUAUAUAUAGCUUUUCUUCUAAAGCAAUAUGCUCCAGAAUUGGUGGAGCUUACUGGACAAAAGCGAUAUAUUGGAACAGUUUAUUGAAUCCUCAUGUAUUGCUUCCCUUGUAAAAUAUACCAUGUAUUGUCAGGGAUCCUAGCUAGAUAGGUAGCAAGUCAAAUCAUGGCUGUAGUUUUGUGGUAGUCUUACUAUAUGCUAAUUAUCAUUUACUGAUUCACUCUGACUAAAGGUCCUGUUCAGUGGAGAAUUGGUCAUAAUUCCUUAGGUAUUUGCCUGAAUCAUUUGAGAGUCUAUGCCCUCUCUCUCUCUCUCUCUCUCUCUCUCUCUCUCUCUCUCUCUUGCUCGCUUGUGUGUGCUUGUACUUGUAGAAUGAUAAAAAAACGUGAGUAGAUUCCCCGUUUUUCUCUCUUUUUCUGCUUCUUGCUGCAUUUCCAUGUAUUCGAAUAAAUAUUUCCCGUUGACCGCCCCAAUUUCGUAGUUUCUAAUCUGUUUCGUUGACUUUAAGGCACGGAUAUGCAAGGUGGCAAGCUAUUGUUGAAGAUAAGGAACUCGGGCUUGGAGAUAUUGUCCGUCAGGAGCAGAAUCUACCAUCUGUAAAUGGUUCCGCCCCUGGAUCCAAUCAGAUCAAUGACGGGGCUGCCAACGGGGCGCCGCCAGCGGGAGGAUCUGAUAACCCGAUGCAGGGAGCAGCUGCUGGAUCCCUGCCAGAUGCUGCACCCGAUGGAACUCUGGAACACUCCAGAGGAAAUCAAUCACUGCCAGAUGUCGCUAUGUUGUAUCAGCUCAGAGAGCUUCAGAGGAGGAUGGUUGAAUUCAUAAGAAAAAGAUUUCUGCUUCUGGAAAAAGCUAUACAUACUGAAGAAUUUCUCAAGGAAAACUUGGUACGUGGAGAAUUUAUUUAUUUAUUUAUUUAUUUAUUAUUAUUAUUAUUUGCGCCUAUCAUGCGAUGGUUAUUGGCGAAUUACUUAUUUCCACUAAUUGGAUUAUGUGAACGUCUCUUCUUGGUCUUCUGCUUGAAGGGCAAUGCGAAACCGUCUGGGCCCGCAGCUGAUGACACCGAACCGGAGCCGGGAGUUCCACCUGAUCAAUCCACAUGUGAUGCCCAUUCUCAACCUUUGGAUGGGUCAACUCCACUGCAACCUACGGGUAACAAAACCCUGUUCUCACCUCGUUCUCUACUUUUUCAUUAAUCGUUAAAGAUUACUGUCCGUCCCAACCUCACAACUUCAGACACGGUUCCCUUUUUAGCCUUGCUGACCUAAUAUGGGACGUUGACAAAGUGCCAUGGCUGCUCUCUUGACCCACAGUUCAAGGUUCUUCACCAUCUUGGUCUCUGUAGACGUAUCUGGCCAGCUUCUCACAUAUGAUCAUUCAAAGGGGAGCCCAAUGUUUCUAUUGUUCUUCUCCUGACCCCGGAUUUAAAGUCGUCGCUGACUCUAGCAAAACCCUAUCCUGCCCUGAAAAGUUUCCCAGCAAUAGGAAUAAACUUACCGCAUAUAUCUCCCUAUCGUGGUCCAAUUCAUCCCUUCAAGUGCACGUAUCUGCUUACGAGAUCAUUUCUUUACGAGUAUCGAUGCUCCGCAGGAUCACUGAAGCCCCCCAGCGAGAACACAGUUGACGAGCAGCAGAAGCCCCAGGUAAUCCCAUCAACAUCACACUCAAAACUGGUCUUCCGCCCUCCCCACACGUAGCCUUCUAAGUGGCUCCCCGAUCUGAUCUUCCAGAUGGGCAAAGCGGUGGAAGAGGAGACACCCCAGAAUGGAUCCGAUAAGAGUGUCAACGGCCGAGCGCCUCCAGAGGCUUCUCCCGAUCCCACGGCAGGUGGUGUGGGUAAGACCGAACCAGAUGAGGACGCCCAAAGAGGAAACACCGUUGACUCAGAGGUGGAUAGGAAUGGCCUCCCAAUACCGGGCCCCACCGUUUCUGCGGACCCACCGGGGGACCCAGCUGACGUCAUCACAUUGGAUGAUUGAACAGGUGUGUGGAUCUUUGUUGCCCUAACGACGACAAAGUGUUCGAGUUUUGUACAGGUUUUCAAUUGCGUCUAACCCGAGACGCCGCCUCUCCUCUUUCAACCUCUGCCAGUAUGGAUCUGAAGACGUCUCCUCGGAGGUUUUGCUUAAUCGAAAGAUGCCCUAUAGCUUGUUUUUCUUUCUUUGAUGAAUUGGGCCCGGCAACAACCCAGAGAGAGAGAGAGAGAGAGCUCCGAACCCUCACCCUCGCCAGACAUCAGAAAGAGAUGGCGGAUUGCGAGGCUUUCUAGAAGGGAACGCAAGGCCAGGGUUCUUCCCCCUUCGCCUGAUGAGGAACAUUUUGCCAUUUCAGGACAAAAUGCAGGUCGUCUCCCCGUGCUUCGGCAGGUGCCCAUAAAGUACUAAUUUUGGGACACUUCUAAUUCCAACGACUGCCAGCUGAAUGUGUUAGGUCUGGUAUUUAUUUCCCUUUUUGGGUUUUGGAUUAGUGAAAAGCAGAACACUUCUAGGCCAGUUUAGCAACCAGUUAAGAAUAAUUACGUCGCCUCACCUCUCUCUCUCUCUCUCUCUCCUCCCUCUCUCUCGGUCAAACUGAGUCAACAACAUUUUUAGUAUGACAGGUGAAGCGGACUGGGGAAAAGUUGAGUUAAGCAACGUCAUUCGAGUUUAUCCUAAGCCAGGGGACACGUAGGUCACUCAGCUAUCCGAGCUUGAUAAGCUCGGAUGGUUAAGUUAUCUCGGUUGACAUUGGACGAGCUGGCCUAUUCCAGUUCUAGCUGAUCAUCAUCAAUCCGCUUCGAUGAUUUUUCUUCAUCUUCUUCCUUCGAACAGAAGCAGGCAUGCACAGUUUAAGGAAAUGCAUGAAAACAGGCAAAGAGGGCUUUCAUUCAGCCAUGGUGGUUCUUCUCCUAGCAGGGGGGAAAGUCAAACCCCAUGAACAGCUUACGAUUCCUGCAAAACUGAUGAUUCUUCCACGAAGUGGCGUCUUCUUUAUUUCGCUUCCAUGUUUAUUUACAGAGACGGAAGACCAGCGCCGCCGCCUUCUGGCGCGGCGCGUCUACUUGCCGAGCAGCGAUUUGAACCACCAGAGUCCCACCGUGUCCUUGGGGCUCUCCGCCGUCUCCGGCGGCGGAUCCAGCUGCGGCGUCUUGUGGAGCUUCCCCACGUCGUACCCCACCUCUUUGGCCUUCUCCACCAGCUGGUUGUACACCUCCUCGUCCAGCUGGGUUCUCCUGCUCAGUAUCUACACCACCGCCACCAUGAAAUUUUCCUCAAAGAAGAAGAGAGAGAGAGAAAGAGAGAGAGAGAGAGGAGAGAGAAGAAGCAGAUGUAGAAGAGGGGGCAUACCCAGAGAUAGCGGCGGCUGGGCUGGCCGAUUAGGGCGUACUGGUAGUCGUCGUCGAUGAAGAGAACCCAGUAAUCUCCGACGACGGGGAAGAUGGGGAGGAAGGGGGGAACGUAGAACUUGACCUUGAGCUUAGCCUCGUCGCUGUUGGGAUCUGCCUUGUAGGCGCUGCCCUCGAUGAAGCCCCUCUUUCCGCCGCUCCAGGUCUCGUUGAGCACGUGGACCGUGCCGUCGGCGUUGAGCGUGUAGGUGGCCCGCGUGCCAGUGCCGUUCUUGGGCUGAAACCUCGACGGGAACGAGGCGAUCUCGUACCAUCUCCCCAUGUACCUCUCCAGAUCCAGGCCUUUCACCGUUUCCAUCUCUUUCUUCUCCGCCAUGGCCGCUCUUCUCAGAAGCUUUGCUGAUCCGGCUGUGCCGCCUGUCUGGGAAGGGCAAGAAUAAGAAGAAGAGGAAGUGGAAGGGGAAGGGGUUGACGUGGCCGAUAGAGAGCCCUGCGUAAUAUGCUUGUGGGCGAAGGCAGGGGUCGUGAGCUUCGCCUGUCGGACUCGUCACGUGGUCGCCGACGGCGAGAGAUGUCGUGGGCGGUGGCCGGAACAGGUAGCGCUCUCAUCUAUCUACGAGAACCUUCUCAUUUUAUUUUAAGACCUUAA
This is a messenger RNA of Spirodela intermedia, 20877 nucleotides long. NCBI's taxonomy places the organism in Eukaryota, Viridiplantae, Streptophyta, Magnoliopsida, Alismatales, Araceae. The record is from the annotation of a GenBank genome assembly.